Molecule: messenger RNA, 3137 nt
Organism: Wyeomyia smithii (pitcher-plant mosquito)
Lineage: Eukaryota; Metazoa; Arthropoda; Insecta; Diptera; Culicidae
Gene: osy
Product: ABC transporter G family member 20
Exons: 9
Coding region: 359-2713 (784 amino acids)
Cellular component (GO): membrane
Molecular function (GO): ATP hydrolysis activity; ATP binding; ABC-type transporter activity
Source: RefSeq, a predicted model, not a curated record
UCGUUGACAGUACAAGCGGUAACACAUGUAAUUAAACGAUAAAUAACGCGCCUGGGAAAAAUACGCCUCGCGUUAAGGCAUUCUGUAAAAAAUCCAAAUCGGGUGAUCAGUGUUGAGUAACAGUUAACUCGUAGAAUACGGUGCGGGUCAACAGGAAGCAAAAAAAAAGCAAUAACGCUAAAGUGGUCGUACUUCAACAAUUCAUUUUCCUGUCUCGAUUGCGGCAGUUUUCUCGCACUGUGUCGGUUUUACUAGACGGAACAGAUCUGGUGUAACUACGGAAGGUGUGUGCAUCAUCGAUUACUGAGCUGAUUACUACUGAAAAAGAACCCGACACGCAUCGCCACCACCCCCAGUGAUGGACGUGGAAUCGGAAGGCAUCCAGCCGGUAAACGGGUCCGGGAACGGUCACACGAAUUUUGCCAUCGAUAUCAGCAGUGACGACGCCCACAUGAAUUCUCUGAACGCCCGACGUCGGAUGUUCAUGUCACAACCCUCAACGGUGGCCAUCCGACGGCAGCAAGCCGUCUGCGUUCGGCGAGCACACAAAAUCUACGGCACCAAAAAGAACCCGAAUGUCAUCCUUGACGGACUGAACAUGACCGUAGCGAAAGGGUCAAUCUACGGUCUGCUCGGAGCAUCGGGAUGCGGUAAAACCACCCUGCUCUCCUGCAUCGUCGGACGGCGACGACUAAACUCCGGCGAAAUCUGGGUCCUCGGAGGGCGACCAGGAUCGCGGGGGUCUGGCGUGCCUGGACCUCGCAUCGGAUACAUGCCACAAGAAUUGGCUCUCUAUGGGGAAUUUACCAUCCGUGAAACGCUUAUCUACUUUGGUUGGAUCUGUGGCCUUACCAUCGACCAGGUGGACGAACAAACUGACUUUCUACUAAAACUCCUUCAACUGCCGAACGCUUCCCGGUUCGUGAAAAACCUUUCUGGAGGACAGCAGCGACGAAUAAGCUUGGCUGCCGCCUUGUUACACUCACCCGAGCUUCUCAUUCUGGACGAACCGACUGUUGGGGUGGAUCCGGUGCUGCGUCAAAGCAUCUGGGACCAUAUGGUAGAAAUAGCGAAGAAUAGCAACACCACAGUGAUCAUCACAACCCAUUACAUCGAGGAAACCCGACAGGCGCACGUGAUCGGUUUGAUGCGUGGUGGAAAGUUCCUGGCCGAAGAAUCACCAGCCGAUCUGCUUGCCCAGUAUCACGCGGAAUCGCUGGAGGACGUGUUUCUCAAGCUGUCCGUCAUGCAAAAUAUGGGCAAACGGAGGCGCUCUUCGAUCGCGCAAGAAGUGGUGGAAGCUAUUCGUGUUCCGGCCAUCGCCAACCCGGCGCUGGACCUUUCGCCCGAGGAAGAUCACGGGGAAAUAUCCGGCGAGUUCGGUGACAACAUUUCAAUGUCCUCGCGUGGUCCUGAUUCGAUCACACCAGAAAUCCAAGCUCCUCCACUACCACCGGAAGAGGAUGCCAAAGUUCCCUUCAUCGAACACUUCAAGAUCCUGAAGCCUAAUCACAUGCGGGCUUUGAUAUGGAAAAAUUUUCUCUGGAUGUGGCGAAAUGUUGGGGUUAUGGCUUUUAUCAUUGGACUUCCCGUGGGACAAAUUGUGCUCUUUUGCUGGGCAAUCGGUCACGAUCCUGUGGGGUUGAAGGUAGCGGUCGCAAACUACGAACUGGAACAGGCAAACCUCUCGAUAGCAUCCUGCCCGGUUAAUCCCGGUUGCAACUAUACAAUGCUAAGUUGUCGCUAUCUGGCGAACUUACGGAAUCGCAGUAUAGACGUGGAAUUGUUUGAAAAUGAAUAUGAAGCCAAUGAACAGGUUUCCCAUGGAAAAGCUUGGGCUUCGAUGGUCUUUGCCCAUAAUUACUCCGAGGCACUGUUUCAGCGAUCCGAGAACAUACGCAAGGUUAGCGAGUGGACACUGGACUUGUCCAGCGUGCAUGUCAGCAUGGAUAUGUCAAACCAGCAAAUCGGAACACUUCUGUAUCGGGACAUCCAGUACGCGUACUUCUCGUUCAUCGAAAGCAUUCUCACGGACUGCGAUGUGAAUCCUUCGAACGGACGGCUGCCGAUCCAGUGGAAACAACCUAUCUACGGUGAUCGAACACCAAACUUCACCGACUUUGCGGCUCCAGGAGUGAUCCUCACCAUCAUAUUUUUCCUCUCCGUGGCAUUAACCUCCGGGGCGAUGUUGAUCGAACGCAACGAAGGUAUUCUGGAGAGAUGUCUGGUGUCCGGCAUCACUGGAGUGGAGAUUCUGUUCUCCCAUGUAACGACCCAGUUCCUGGUGAUGUGUGGCCAAACCACGCUGGUUAUUCUGUUCAGCUUCUACGUGUUCGACAUCACUAACCGAGGUGAAAUCGUGUGGGUCGUACUGUUGACCAUCUUGACUGGUCUGUGCGGAAUGUGCUUUGGUUUCGUCGUAUCCUGCUCAUGUGACAACGAACGCUCCGCCACCUAUCUGGCGAUGGGAAGCUUCUUGCCGAUUGUGAUGCUGUGCGGUAUUAUUUGGCCCAUCGAGGGGAUGCAUCCGUUUGUGAAAAUUUUCUCCGUUUUCUUGCCCCUCACCAAGUCCACCGAAUCGCUUCGGUCCAUGCUGCAACGUGGGUGGCACAUCGAGAACCCUAACGUGUACAUUGGAUUCGCGUCCACCGGCACGUGGAUCGUUAUUUUCUUAGCCAUUAGUAUAUUAUUGCUUAAAUUCAAGAAGGGUUAGUAGUGUGAUGCCACUUUAGGGUGCGCACAGUCACAAGGCUUUCUCUAACUAGUUAAGAUGAGAAACUUACGAAUUUUCUAUUGUGUUAGUUAAAGCUAAAUUUGUGUACUACAGUACGGAGAGGACUGAUGGUAAUAUUUACAUUUUUGUUUUUAAUUUGUUGUAAGGUAGGCCAAACAAUUCAGUGUAUAUAACCCAACUGGGCAUCUAAUUUAUAAACACCAACACCUCUCUGAUCGUGUGAUUAGAUUGAUUCCCUUUCUGAAAACUUCUUUGUGAUGGGCUAAUAAAGAACGCCUCGUUCUUGUUACCAAACUGCGCUCAAUGAAGCGCUUAGUAAUAUGUAAAAUCAUUUGAGUGAAACGAUGUGAAUCAUUGUUGCACGAACCUUCCCCGGAAGUAAUAAAGCGCAUCGUUGAUUGAA